AUUUCAGUUUAGGCUUCAUCUGAAAUUACAUUUUAAGAAGCACUGACCACUAACUAGGAACAUUUGUGAAAAGCACUGCAGUAUAAGAAAGAGGCACCAAGCAGACAUUCCUAGAGAAACAUGGAUGGAGUUGGAAAUCUGACAGUUUCUUCUGCCAGUAAUAACACGUGCAAUGACACCAUUGAUGACUUCCGCAAUCAAGUGUAUUCCACCCUAUACUCUAUGAUCUCCGUUGUGGGCUUCUUUGGCAAUAGCUUUGUGCUCUAUGUCCUCAUAAAAACAUAUCAUGAGAAGUCAGCUUUCCAAGUAUACAUGAUUAACUUAGCAGUAGCAGAUCUACUGUGCGUGUGUACACUGCCUCUCCGUGUAGUCUAUUACGUUCACAAAGGUAUUUGGCUCUUUGGUGACUUUUUGUGCCGCCUCAGCACCUAUGCCUUGUAUGUCAACCUCUACUGUAGUAUCUUCUUUAUGACAGCCAUGAGUUUUUUCCGGUGCAUUGCAAUUGUUUUCCCAGUACAGAACAUUAAUUUGGUUACACAAAAGAAAGCCAGAUUUGUGUGUGCUGGCAUCUGGAUUUUUGUGAUUUUGACCAGUUCUCCAUUUUUAAUGUCCACAUCUUACAAAGAUGAGAAAAACAAUACCAAGUGCUUUGAGCCUCCACAGGACAAUCAGUCUAAACAUCAUGUUUUGGUAUUGCAUUAUGUGUCACUGUUUGUUGGAUUUAUUAUUCCUUUCAUUAUUAUUAUUGUCUGUUACACAUUGAUCAUUUUAACCUUACUGAAAAAUUCAAUGAAGAAAAAUCUAUCAAGCCGUAAAAAAGCUAUAGGAAUGAUCAUAGUCGUGACAGCUGCCUUUUUGAUCAGCUUCAUGCCAUAUCAUAUUCAACGCACCAUCCACCUUCAUUUUUUACACAAUGAAACUAAACGCUGUGAUUCUGUUCUUAGAAUGCAAAAGUCAGUGGUCAUAACCUUGUCUCUGGCUGCAUCAAAUUGCUGCUUUGACCCUCUCCUGUAUUUCUUUUCAGGGGGGAACUUUAGGAGAAGGCUGUCUACAUUUAGAAAGCAUUCUUUGUCCAGUGUGACUUAUGUACCCAAGAAAAAGGCCUCUUUGCCAGAGAAAGAAGAAGAAAUAUGUAAAGAAUAAUUUAAACCUAUUUCUAAUGCAAAUCAAUGAAAAGAGUUUCCCAAAUAAAUAUUAUCUCAAAUCAUUUACACUAAAUAUAAGAAUUUCCAUUAAUAAUUUACAAAUACUGAACUGAAUGUGUGCCUAUAAAUAUGUCUCAUUUAUGAAUACACACUGUUAGAGACCAUAAAUAUAUUCUUUUAAGUGUUAAAAAUUCAGUCCAGAACUAUGAACUAAAUUAUAAGUGGAUUUUUGAUCAUUCACAAAAAGGUGAAGAAUAUUUUUGUCUUGGCAUUGUAAAAAAAUUGAUCUGAAAUCAACAUUUUACCCCUCAAAUAAAAACUUUACAAAGGAUAUAGCCUUUUAAGAUACAAAAUUAACAAUUUGUCCCCAAUCAUCCUAACAUAUCCGUUUGAAUGCAUGUCAUCAGAUAAGACCUAGAAUAACCAAGGAGCUACAUAAAAUGUCCCAUAAGCUUCUUCCUUUGUAAUAUUGACUGACUAGGCAGAGUAGGGCCAUUUUUUUCAAAAUAGAAUAUGCAAGUGCUAGAACAGCCUAAUAUCCAAGCAAAAUGGCCCUAAAGGCCCCAUGCAAUGUGCAAUCUGGAAACUGAAGAAUAUAAGAACAAUAUAAACUGGUCAAAAAUCCGUUUGUGUCCAAUUUUUUUCUGCUCCUAACCUCAGGCCCUCAAAAGAGAAUGGUGGAGUUUUUGUGGUUUAUUGACGUUAUUAUAGGUAAUUCUUUCCCUAUAUGACAUACAACUAUUCCUUAAGAAACUAGACAGCUUGCACUCCCAUAGAUGAACAAAAGUAAUUUAAAACUUAUCUAAAGAGGAGAGAAGGGGUUCUACUUUUCUACAUGCUUAUUACUGGGAUCAAAACUAGCUACAAUAGAAAUAAAAAUUUGAAUGUUAUUACAAAUUGCUUUAAGAAGUACUUAUAUUUAUGUAACUAUGUCAGAGAUUUUGCUCUAUGACAUACAUUUUUGAGAAGUUAAUUAUGUUUUAUUAUUAUUUUAUGCUUUUUACUUCUUAUUGGCAUGUUGACAGGAAUAUCAAAGAUAUGUUUACAGUGGGUUUUAUAUUACAGUGAAAGCUUUGUUCUUAAAACACAACAACUUGAUUAUGGCUGAAAUAUAAUAUUCAUGGGCAAGGUUUUGCUGAAGUGUGGUCUGUUCCUUUAUUCUGUGUUUCAAAAGGCACAUUACCUCAGAGGACAUAAAUGGUAAUGGUGAAGAAAAAAGAAAGUUAUGAAAGGAGAAGUUCAAUCUGAAUCUAUCAUGUGUAUGUUAUUUACAUUUCAAUUCUUUUUUUUCUUUUUUAAAAUAAUUUAUUGUCAAAUUGGUUUCCAUUUCACUUCUAAUGUUGCAAACCUUUAGGAAACCACUCAAAACAGAAGGAAAGAGGACUUCUAUGGUAUAGUAAUAACUAGUGUCCAUUUAUUUUUAUUUUUGACAUUCCUAAGUUUUAGCAGUAUCUACAAAUUUAUCUUAUACCAGCCUUGGUUGAGACAAGGAUCAAACAUACUAUUUAUCAAAAAAGUCAGUCCCCAUUUCUCAAGUACUAAGAUUUCUGUUAUUCAGUAAGUAUAUUAUGGUAGAAGAGCACUAAAUUGGAAGCUAGAACACCUGGUUGUUAAUUGUGUCUCUAUUACUUACAAAGUGCUGUAACUUUAAGCAAGUGACAUGAGUCACUCAGCUUCCUCAUUUGUAAAAAAGAAUAAUAAUACUUCUUCCUUAUUACAGGGCAUUUUUGAAACUCAAAUGUGAUCAUAACAUAUAUACAUAUGUUAAUAUACAGAUAUUAAAGUUUUACUUUUAAAUAAUUACAAAGUAUAUAGAUGGUUUUGUUAAGUAUAAUGAUUCAUAUUUAUUAUAUGGAUUCUAAAUUUUGAAAGAAUUAGAACAAAAUAUAGGCAUAAGAAAAUUCUAAUGCACAUAAAAGAAACCUCUGUCUUACUUAUUCUUACCUUUAAAUGUUUUCCUAUGUUUUCACUUCCAGUAGCAGUCCCACUUUCUCCCACACAGAAACAUACCAUAAUUCAAUCACCUACAAUAUAACCAUGAAUUUGUUAUUCUUUAAUGUCAUUUUUUUGUAUCUUACGUGAAACUCUUUAGUACUUAAUUAUUUUCCUUUUUUUCAUGUGUGCAUUUUCUCCCAAAGUGGAAUCAUCAUUAUAUGGGAUUAUAAACUCCUUGAGAUUGAAAAAUAUGCCUUUUAACCAUGGUACCUAACAAUUAAUGAGCUUUUGUUCUUUUUUAAGUGCUUUAUCUACAUUAACUCAUUUAAUGCUUACAAUUGUCUUGUGAUAUAUAUACCGUUCUUAUCCCUGUUUUGCUGACUUAAAAAUUGAGGCACAAAGAAAUUAAGUAACUUGCCCAUUGUCAGGCAGCUAGUAAGGAUCAGAACCAAGAUUCAAAUCAAGGCAGUCAGACUCCAGAGCUCAAUUUCUUAAUUUUCUAUGCUACCCUACUGAGCCAUGUUCUACCUUCAAAAUAAGAACUAGAAGCAAGGGUUUUUUUUUCAAUGACUUAAUUGUUUAUUUUACAAAAUACAUUUAAAUAACCUACAGUUUUCAUUUGUUUAACUACAUGAACACAUGAACCAUUAACUUAAAGCCUAUGAUUUUAUUUGGAAGAACAUAUUUAAAGUAUUGUAUACUAUCCUAGAAUAUUGACAUUAGAAGGACUCUAAUGUUUAUAAUUUCUAAUGUCUAUAUAAUAUCCUGUGGCAUUACUAUAACACAGUCUUCACAUACAUUCCUUUGGUCUCCAACAGUCCUUUGAAAUCCCAUCAGCUAUCCAAGUUCAUUUUAAUUAUACACUUGGCUUCUUUUUUAAAAUUUUGUUCAGCUAAUAUGGUCUGUAUCUAAAAAUGAUUUCAAAUAUUAAAGCAAUGGUUGUAUUUUGUUCUCCAGAAUAAACGUAAAUGGUUUUGUAUACUCA
Suricata suricatta (meerkat) is the source of this 4065-nucleotide messenger RNA. RefSeq names its product cysteinyl leukotriene receptor 1 (gene CYSLTR1). Bases 121 to 1143 code for a protein of 340 amino acids. NCBI's taxonomy places the organism in Eukaryota, Metazoa, Chordata, Mammalia, Carnivora, Herpestidae. The transcript is spliced from 2 exons. The record is from RefSeq and is a predicted model, not a curated record. Gene Ontology annotation, biological process: G protein-coupled receptor signaling pathway. Gene Ontology annotation, cellular component: plasma membrane. Gene Ontology annotation, molecular function: leukotriene receptor activity.